This is a messenger RNA of Gasterosteus aculeatus aculeatus (three-spined stickleback), 1580 nucleotides long. It is a transcript of the gene ckma, whose product is annotated as creatine kinase, muscle a. NCBI's taxonomy places the organism in Eukaryota, Metazoa, Chordata, Actinopteri, Perciformes, Gasterosteidae. Gene Ontology annotation, biological process: phosphocreatine biosynthetic process. Gene Ontology annotation, molecular function: creatine kinase activity. The record is from RefSeq and is a predicted model, not a curated record.
GGAGCAGCAGGCUCUAAAAUGGACAAGCCAAUGGCUGCGUGUCAGCUGGGUAUAUAAACAAGGAGCAAAGACCUCCAAAGUCGGGUGACCUCUAUGUUGGCUGUGGUGAACCGGAUCUGAUCCCAAGGACUGUUACCUCUAUUCUUUUCAGCUGUGAAGUGUUAGAAAGCAACCAUGCCUUUCGGAAACACCCACAACAACUUCAAACUCAACUACAAAGUUGAGGAUGAGUUCCCUGACCUGUCCAAACACAACAACCAUAUGGCUAAGGUCCUCACCAAGGAGCUGUAUGGCAAGAUUAGGGACAGGCAGACACCCAGUGGCUACACCCUGGAUGACGUCAUCCAGACUGGUGUCGACAACCCUGGUCACCCCUUCAUCAUGACUGUUGGCUGCGUCGCUGGUGAUGAGGAGUCCUACGAGGUCUUCAAGGAGCUGUUGGACCCCGUCAUCUCCGACCGUCAUGGUGGAUACAAGCCCACAGACAAGCACAAGACCGACAUGAACUUCGAGAACCUGAAGGGUGGUGACGACCUGGAUCCCAACUAUGUUCUGUCUAGCCGCGUCCGUACUGGCCGCAGCAUCAAGGGUUUCACCCUCCCCCCCCACAACAGCCGUGGGGAGCGCAGAGCCAUUGAAAAGCUCUCCGUUGAGGCUCUGACCAGCCUGGAUGGCGAGUUCAAGGGAAAGUACUACCCCCUAAAGUCCAUGACUGACGCCGAGCAGGAGCAGCUGAUCAAUGAUCACUUCCUGUUUGACAAGCCUGUCUCUCCCCUGCUGACCUGCGCAGGCAUGGCCCGUGACUGGCCAGAUGGCAGAGGCAUCAUGCACAACGACAACAAGACCUUCCUGGUCUGGGUGAAUGAGGAGGACCACCUGCGUGUCAUCUCCAUGCAGAAGGGCGGCAACAUGAGGGAGGUGUUCAAACGUUUCUGCGUUGGCCUGCAGAAGAUUGAGGAGAUCUUCAAGAAGCACAAUCAUGGCUUCAUGUGGAAUGAGCAUCUUGGCUACAUCCUGACCUGCCCCUCCAACCUGGGCACCGGCCUGCGUGGUGGCGUCCACGUCAAGCUGCCCAAGCUGAGCACACACCCCAAGUUCGACGAGAUCCUCACCAGGCUGCGUCUGCAGAAGCGUGGAACAGGUGGUGUGGACACUGCCUCUGUGGGUGGUGUGUUCGACAUCUCCAACGCCGACCGUCUGGGCUCCUCCGAGGUGGAGCAGGUCCAGCUGGUGGUUGACGGUGUUAAGCUCAUGGUCGAGCUGGAGAAGAAGCUGGAGAAGGGAGAGGCCAUCGACAGCUUGAUCCCCGCACAGAAGUAAAGGGGAACAAUCUUGUAUUCAACUCGUGACCAUUCAUGUGCAAUCAAGCCAGCUGACGCACGUGCAGAGAAAACAGCUGCUCACCAAGAGACUCUUGACUCAUUUUUUUUCACGUCCUCCUGUGUUGGUUGGUAACAUCCUGGGGUCAGCCUCCACUGAGCCGGGCUCGCCUGGCAGACGUGGCAUCAACUUCUUUUUCUUAUGAAAAGUAAUGAUUAUUGUAGCUGUCAAUAAAAAUAGUACCCCACGAAACAACAAAA